AUGGACGGCCCCUUAAGAGAUGAGAUAUGUCUUGUAACAUUUGAUGAAAUGUGGAAAAAUGUACUUUCUUGCAAAAAUGGGAACGGUAUGGAAAUAUUUCCAAAUUUAAAAGCUUUGGUAGGGUACAUUCGUUCCUUACCACACUUCAACGCAGCUGCUGAAAAGACAUUUUCUUUGUUGCCGGACAUUUCAACAAAAAAAAGAAAUUCUUUGUCCAACGAAUCUUUUAAUGCAUUAGCCAUAGUAAAAUUAAAAUCAGCAGCCAUGUCUCCUAGUUCAUUAACAAAUAAACUGAGUGAGGAUCAGUUGUCUUUAAUGUCUUCAAAUAAAUUAUACCAGCCACCCAAGAAAAAACCACACCUGUUAAAUUUGCAUGCAGGCAGUACCGAUAAUGAAGAUGACAUUUUUUAUGAAGAUAUAAGUCAACCUGGACCAUCUAACAGAUAG
This is a messenger RNA of Brassicogethes aeneus, 447 nucleotides long. The record is from the annotation of a GenBank genome assembly. NCBI's taxonomy places the organism in Eukaryota, Metazoa, Arthropoda, Insecta, Coleoptera, Nitidulidae.